AUGAGGUUCAUUACUACCUUCGAGAACAACAAUGGCUCAUUCCAGCUUGACAUCGUCGGUUUCCUUGCCAUCCUCGGAGAAGGUUCCGUCGAGACUGUUUCUCAAGUCCUCACUUUGAGUUACCUGAUCUACCUGCCUCGUCUCCUCCCCGCGCCUCAGAUAUUCAUUAGACCGUCGAGACCGGAAAAGCUCGAGACCACCUCGGGAGCAAAAGUGAUUGGAGUCCAUUCGGGCAACACUGGCGAAGAUAUACACCAUGUGGCCCAUGCGUUGCACCGUGGAGACAAGCUCGUCCCGAACACGGUGACAUGUGUGAGAGUCAGAGAGAAUGAACGGCCUCGACCGUCCAUCAAGCGCUUUGGACCGUUGGCUAUGCUGGCCUUCGUCGGCUUCGGGAUGAGUGUUGCGCUCCUGGCCUUGUCCAUAUACUACAAGGAUGGGAUGUCGCUGCUGGCUACUGCACUGCUGUCCUCACUGAGCAGCAUCACCGGUAUAGCUAAUAAAUGGUCACCGACGCCGAACGAUCCGAAGCCUGAUCCUCACUCCCCCCCCGGCGACGUGGUGAUCAAAUAUCCUCAAGGGGCGUUCAUUGUGGUGAGCUGUGAGGAAAGGACGGCGCGAUAUCUGUAUUUCAACCCGAGCGAGCGAUGCAUCUAUGCGGUGACGAGCACGGCUAUGUACCGAGGACUGUCUCUGAUCUCGACACUGUUGUUGAUGGGCGGUGUCAUCUCGCUGGCCAAUGCCCGGAUCGAGACCCAGACGGCGUUUGCGGGAGCGUACAUGCUCAUCAACAUCUUCUACUGGAUCGGUGCCGCUCUGCCUCCCGCCCAGCAUUGGGACCUUUCUCGGCUCGAGGUUGAACAUAUCGAGGUCCAUGGCGGUACGCCACCGCGGACGGCGAAGAUGGACAACUACUCUCCUACGUAUACCGAAGCCUUGUGGAAGGCGAUUGCAGUCACCGGCACGAGCAACUGGGUAAAGGAGGCAGGAUGGGCUCCUAGAACCCCGGCAUGGAACGACUGGCUGAACGAAGCAGAGGAAGCGGCGCUGGGUGAGCCGCUCAAGUCGAGCACGAAGACGAUCAACGGAAAGGUGGUCGAGGUGUGGACGAUCCGCAACUGGGACAGCCGGAAUGCUCUCUCGACCUUGCUUCGAACCACCACAGACAAAAUCGGACCACGAUCUCCCAAAUGA
Molecule: messenger RNA, 1194 nt
Organism: Exophiala spinifera
Lineage: Eukaryota; Fungi; Ascomycota; Eurotiomycetes; Chaetothyriales; Herpotrichiellaceae
Exons: 3
Coding region: 1-1194 (397 amino acids)
Source: RefSeq, a predicted model, not a curated record